GAAUCAUUGGAAUCGAAAGGUCUCGAUAUCGAUGGACAUCGAGAUAUCGAUGACUCCGUCUGCAUCUCUGGCCAUGUUCUCGCGCGUCGUUGCACGUGUAAGUGUACGCUGUUGCCUUGUGAGUCAGCAAAAAGAGAAGGGUGUCGGUCUGUUGCUGCGGCUGUUGAGGGCGAGUGUCAUCGGAAGGAGCGAAGCGCGUUCUAGCACGAGUGUAUCUGCGUGUGAGGCAAGCGAGGCAAUCAUGUCGGGCGAUGAGAAGAAGCCGUUUCGCCGUCUGCCGUUGUGCGUGCGUCCCUAUCACUACGACAUCUCGUUGACGCCGAACCUUGCCACCUUCACCUUCGACGGGACGGAAAGCGUGCACCUCGAUGUGGAGCAGACGACUGAUACCAUUGUAUUGAAUUCCUUGGAAAUUAAUAUAAAAAGCGCAACUUUUAAUGGAAAUGAUGGUAAGGCCAUUUCUGCUGACAAAAUUGAACUGUCCGCAUUGGAAGAAACAGCCACGUUGGUGUUUCCUGAAAGUCUGCCACUUGGUAAAAGUGGAUACCUGAAUAUAGAUUUCAUAGGCGACAUCAAUGACAAAAUGAAGGGCUUUUACAGAAGCAAAUAUACCAGAGAGGAUGGCACUAUUGAACAUGCAGCAGUUACCCAAUUUGAGCCAACAGAUGCUAGACGUUGCUUUCCAUGUUGGGAUGAACCAGCACUCAAAGCUACAUUUGAUAUUACAUUAAAAGUGCCAACUGGUCUCACAGCACUUUCUAAUAUGCCUGUGAAAAGCAAAGUCACGAACGGCAAGUACGAGAUAUUGACUUUCGAAAGAACACCUAUCAUGUCAACAUACUUAGUAGCUGUAGUGGUGGGUGAAUUUGAUUACAUAGAAGAUAAGUCUAGUGAUGGUGUGUUAGUUCGAGUUUAUGUGCCCAAGUCCAAGAAGGAGCAGGGCCAAUUUGCAUUAGAAGUAGCCACAAAGGUAUUGCCCUAUUACAAGACUUAUUUUGGAAUUGCGUAUCCUUUGCCGAAAAUCGAUCUCAUAGCGAUCGCCGAUUUUUCGUCCGGUGCUAUGGAAAAUUGGGGACUGGUUACAUAUCGUGAGACCUGUCUGCUCGUGGAUCCGCAAAAUACAUCGGCAGUGCGGAAGCAAUGGAUCGCAUUAGUAGUAGCACACGAAUUGGCACAUCAAUGGUUCGGUAAUCUUGUAACGAUGGAGUGGUGGACGCAUUUAUGGCUGAAUGAAGGCUAUGCAUCGUUCGUAGAGUUCCUUUGUGUCGCCCAUCUAUUUCCAGAAUAUGACAUCUGGACGCAAUUCGUGACAGAUACGCAUAUUCGAGCGUUAGAGCUGGAUGCACUAAAGAAUAGUCAUCCGAUCGAGGUUCCGGUCGGUCAUCCGUCAGAGAUUGAUGAGAUCUUUGAUGACAUAUCGUAUCAUAAAGGUGCAUCCGUGAUUCGUAUGCUGCACGCAUAUAUAGGUGAUGCUGACUUUAGAAAGGGCAUGAAGUUGUAUCUGGAGAGACAUAGUUAUGCCAACGCAGAGACCGAGGAUCUUUGGGCCGCGUUGGAAGAAGCCAGUAAUAAGGCUGUGCGCAGAGUGAUGUCUUCGUGGACUAAAAGACAAGGUUUCCCUGUCGUCAAGGUCGACUAUCGUCAAGAGAAUGGAAACAGAAUCCUGUCAUUGUCUCAGGAGAGAUUUCUGGCUGACGGAUCGGUGGACAACGACGUGGACAACACGUGGCUCAUACCGAUAAGCGUGAGUUCGUCUCAAAAUCCGAGCAAAGCAAUAUUCGACGGCAUUCUGGACGCGAAAACGAAAGAAUUUGUCAUCAAAGAUGUUCCCGAGGGUACAUGGUUGAAAAUCAAUCCUGGUACAAUUGGCUUCUACCGGACUCGUUAUAGUCAAUCCGCUCUAUCACUUUUGUUACCUGCAAUCAAAGAUCACACGUUACCUCCUCUGGAUAGAUUAGGUUUAUUGGAUGAUCUCUUCGCAAUGGUACAAGCCGGUCAUGCGUCUACCGUAGAAGUGCUCGAUCUCAUGCAAGCGUUUUUACACGAAGAUAAUUAUACUGUGUGGUCUACUAUAGUAAAUAUCUUGAGUAAAAUUAAUAUUCUUAUCUCGCACUUAGAUUUUGAAGAUUCUUUCAAAGCGUUUGGACGUAAUCUAUUUCGCGAUGUGAAUAACAGAUUAGGCUGGGACCUUCAACCGAAUGAAAGUCACUUAAACACUUUACUUAGAUCGCUCGUGUUAGGUCGUAUGGCGGCUUUAAAUGAUCAUGAUACCAUUGAAGAAGCGAAAAGAAGAUUCGAACUUCACGUGAAUGGUAUCAAGACACUUGCUGCCGAUUUGCGCAGUCCAGUUUAUCGAGCUGUGCUCUCCGUAGGCGAUGCCGAUACUUACCAAACUAUGAUAAAAUUGUACAAAGAUGCCGAUCUUCAGGAAGAGAAGGAACGGAUUCUGCGAGCACUCGGUGCAAUCAAGGAUAAAGUGCUGCUGAGAAAAGUCUUGGAUUUUGCUAUGAGUGAGGACGUCCGUGCUCAGGAUACUGUAUUCGCAAUCAUGUCAGUGGGUCUGUCAUAUAGAGGACGUCUUAUGGCAUGGAACUUCUUCAAAGAAAAAUGGAAGACCUUAUUAGAUCGUUAUGAAGGCGGUUUUUUGCUCGCGCGAUUGGUCAAAUUCACUACGGAAAACUUUGUCACCGAAGAGCAAGCCAAAGACGUAGAGAGUUUCUUCGAGAGUCACCCGACACCGGGCACAGAAAGAACUGUGCAGCAGUGCGUGGAAUCCAUCAGACUAAACGCCGCGUGGCUCGCCCGAGAUAAAAACUCAAUCAAAGAAUAUCUUACAACUAAAGUCUAAUAUAUAAAAAUAGUUUUUAUUUUUUUCUGUUACCUUAUUUGAGAAUCAACAUAAUAGGUUUGUUUUUUUCAGUUGCAUUAGUUCUGAACUAGAACUGACGAGUACAGUGAAAAUUUCAUAGGUGCAGAAAUAUAGAUAGAAACGAAAAGAACACCACAGAGUGCAGAAAUUAACAUGGCGCAACAUGUGAUUCCAGAUAUGCAACACCCCUUUUCUCCAUGUCGAUAAAACUUUUUUUUUUUAUACAACUAAAAA
This is a messenger RNA of Camponotus floridanus (Florida carpenter ant), 3103 nucleotides long. RefSeq names its product puromycin-sensitive aminopeptidase (gene Psa). The transcript is spliced from 4 exons. NCBI's taxonomy places the organism in Eukaryota, Metazoa, Arthropoda, Insecta, Hymenoptera, Formicidae. The coding region runs from base 32 to 2848 and encodes 938 amino acids. Gene Ontology annotation, molecular function: metalloaminopeptidase activity; zinc ion binding; peptide binding. The record is from RefSeq and is a predicted model, not a curated record. Gene Ontology annotation, biological process: peptide catabolic process; proteolysis. Gene Ontology annotation, cellular component: cytoplasm.